GUGUGGGAGGAAGGCCGUCGCCGCCAUUUUGUCGGUCGGUUGGUGAGCUGGGAGCUCCAGUGUAACCAUGUUAUCUGCCGCGCAGCUACUGGACGAGCUUAUGGGCCGGGACCGGAACCUGGCACCGGAUGAGAAGAGAAGCAACGUGCGCUGGGAUGACGAAAACGUGUGCAAAUAUUACCUGUGUGAAUUCUGUCCGGCCGAGCUCUUCACCAACACGCGCUCCGAUUUAGGUCCGUGUGAAAAGAUUCACGAUGAGAACCUCCGGAAGCAGUAUGAGAAGAGUUCUCGCUUUUUGAAGGUGGGAUACGAGCGCGAGUUCCUGCGCUAUCUGCAGAGUCUGCUCGCCGAGGUGGAGCGCAGGAUACGGAGGGGUCACGCGCGGUUAGCUCUGUCGCAGAACCAGCAAGCUUCCGGUGCUGUUGGUCCGGCUGGAAAGAACGAGGAGAAGGUUCAGGUUCUGACGGAUAAAAUUGAGGAACUGCUGCUGCAGAUUGAGGAGCUGGGCUCGGAGGGGAAGGUGGAAGAGGCGCAGGGGAUGAUGAAACUUGUAGAACAGCUGAAAGAAGAGCGCGAGCUUCUCACAUCUUCCACAUCGACAAUUGAGAGUUUUGCGGCGCAGGAGAAGCAGAUGGAGGUGUGUGAGGUGUGCGGAGCCUUUCUUAUUGUCGGGGACGCUCAGUCCCGGGUGGACGAUCACCUCAUGGGAAAACAGCACAUGGGUUACGCCAAAAUUAAGAGUACUGUGGAGGAAUUAAAGGAAAAACUAAGGAAAAAGUCUGUGGAGCCCACCGAGCGAGAAGAUCGGUUAAAGAAAGAGAAGGAAGAGAAAGACAAAGAGAAGGAGAAAGAAAAAGAAAAGGAAGAGAAGGAAAAGGAGAAGAAGAGGAGACGAGAGGAGGAAGAGAAGGAGAAGGAAAGGAACCGCGAGAGGGAGAAGCGCAAAAGAAGCCGUUCGCGCAGCCGAAAUUCCAGCAAACCCUCGGACAGGCGAGGCAGCCGAUCUCGUGACCACAAGAGGUCCCGGAGCCGGGAGAGGAAGAGAAGCAGGAGCAAAGAGCUUCAGAGAAGCCGCAGUCACAUUCAGCCCGAGAGGAAACAUCGAUCACGCAGCAGAGACAAGCGCAGGUCAAAGAGCAAGGAACGCAAGUCUUUCAAACACAGGAGCCGAGACCGCGAACGCAGAUCCAAGGAGAAAGAAAAAAGGAGUUCCGACGACAAAAAAAGCAGCAAGUCCAGCAGUCGAGACGGGCAAAGCGAAUCUCGCAAAUCUGACCAUAAGGAAUUGCCCGUCCAAACCUCUGUGAAUGGGGCCAACGAAGACAUAAAAUCUGAAGGUGACACUCAGUCCAAUUAAAACUGAUCUGAUUUGACCUCUGAUCAGCCGGAGGACUGUGCGUUUCCGAAGAUCAAGGCGACCCUCACAAGAUGUCUUAAUCGAAGAUGGGCUUUAAAAUGAGGUGACAGAACCUGUAAAAUGAUAAAACUCAGUUAGAGUUGGUUCUAAACUAUAAAAUUUGAGAACUGAAGUAAUUCUUUUUAGAGUCGGUUCAGUGCAGUCCCUGACGACAUGUUAUCGGCCAGAUGUCAGGGCGCAAGAAAAUUUAAUUUAAACAAAAGCAAGCGAAGUGUAACAGCCAUGGCUUGCAUAUUGGUUAAGUCAGAAGCAUUUUUUUUUUUUCGGACUUGGAAACACAAGAGAAUUGUGAACCGCGUUACUUUGUUUUUUUUUCUUUUUUACUAGUAGAAAAUAAUUAUAAAUAAAUGCAACUUCUAAUUUUCUCUUGUAAACGUACGCUGUUGUCAUUUUUGGCUUGGUAUGAAACGCUUUUUAAAAUAAAUGUGUCACUGUUUAAA
Molecule: messenger RNA, 1857 nt
Organism: Nanorana parkeri
Lineage: Eukaryota; Metazoa; Chordata; Amphibia; Anura; Dicroglossidae
Gene: LUC7L3
Product: LUC7 like 3 pre-mRNA splicing factor
Exons: 11
Coding region: 68-1357 (429 amino acids)
Biological process (GO): mRNA splice site recognition
Cellular component (GO): U2-type prespliceosome; U1 snRNP
Molecular function (GO): mRNA binding
Source: RefSeq, a predicted model, not a curated record